CGGUCCCAUGUUGAAAGUGGCACUCUCACUUUCAGAAGUGCUUGGAAAGCCAUGUCAUUGGGGAAGCACCUCACUGAUGUCUUUCGUUAUGGUGCGCGGAAGCAUUGCCGAGGCUUCAGUAGCGAGCCGGUGCUCUCACAGCUCUCUCGCGUGAUCUCCAAGUCGGGUACUGAAGGCUUGCAAGAGUUCCAGGCUUCGCACCCCGACGCGGCCGAGCAACGGCGGGAUGCGCUGCGGCGCUUGGGCGCCCAGGCCGAGAAGGACCCCAGCCAUCGAGCUGAAGCCAUUUCCGAAGCUUUGGAUGUCAUGAAGGAUCCACACCCCUUGGUGCGGCUUGCAGGUCUCCACACCUUGGCUCGUGUGUGCCCGGUGGGUUCGCAGCACUGGCGCGAUGCAGCGGACCUGUCCGGCGAUGCGGACGAGCUGCUGCGCGUGGGCGCGCUGCGUGCCGUGGGGCGGAUGGCCGAGCCAGGAGACCCGGAGGCCCUCGAGUUCCUGCAGCGUGCCGAGAAGGAUGCGACGGACCGGAACGUGCGUGGCGCCGCCCGGGACGCGCAUGCGCGGCUCCUGGGCCGCUUCGGUGCGCUGCCGGGCGGAGGCCAAGCCUCGAUGCUGGAGUGAAAAUCAUCCGGACCUGUCGGUCAGUGCGAAGCUCCGAAGGGAUCGGAGGUGAUGUGGGG
Molecule: messenger RNA, 680 nt
Organism: Durusdinium trenchii
Lineage: Eukaryota; Dinophyceae; Suessiales; Symbiodiniaceae
Source: the annotation of a GenBank genome assembly